This is a messenger RNA of Penicillium lagena, 1104 nucleotides long. RefSeq lists its product as uncharacterized. The transcript is spliced from 4 exons. The record is from RefSeq and is a predicted model, not a curated record. The coding region runs from base 1 to 1104 and encodes 367 amino acids. NCBI's taxonomy places the organism in Eukaryota, Fungi, Ascomycota, Eurotiomycetes, Eurotiales, Aspergillaceae.
AUGUUAGCUACAGGGGACUUCGGGCCUGCGCCCUUGGGGGUCAACCUUGCAGAUAAUCAAAACUCGGAGAUGCUGGGGGCCGUCAUCACACUGAUGAUCGUGGGAACACUAGCUGUCAUUCUCCGUAUAUAUACCCGCACCAGUGCCUCACAGGCUCAUUUUGGAAUUGAUGACUACUUGAUAUUUGCUGCACUGAUCUUUGCCUAUGGAACUGGCAUAUGUGUUUUGAUCAGCACGAAAUAUAAGAACGGAUGGCAUAUUCAAGCCCUCACAGACCAUGAGUUUAUCGUUGUUUGGAGAUUACUCUUCGCCCAUGUCAUGAUCUACGCCACGACAGUCAGCUGCACUAAAGCGUCGAUUAUCAUGUUCUACCAUCGGAUCUUCAACCUGCAAUACUCUCUGUGGAUCACUCUCUCUAUUAUCGCCGGCUACUUCGUCUCCGUUGUCAUUACUAUGGUAGCGGCGUGUCGCCCAAUCGCGUAUUUUUGGCUGCAGCAUACGAAUUCCGCCGCAGAGGGCAGCUGUAUUAACGUCCCGGAGUUUUUCCUGAUCAACGGCGUCAUCGCCGUCUUGAUUGAUCUAAUGAUCCUUUGCGUGCCGGUGCCGAUUAUCUGGAAUCUGCAGAUGCCGCGGAGCCAAAGAGCAGCGGUGAUUGGGAUCUUGUUCCUGGGUGGAUUUGUCUGCGUCGCAGGUAUCGUGCGAGUUGUCGUGUUGAACGAGAACACAAAAUCGGACGAUCCGUCAUGGAGCAUCGCACCCGUCUUCGUCUGGUCUUGCGUCGAACCGUUUAUUGGAAUUGUCUGUGCUUGCCUGCCGACAUUCUCACCAAUUUUCCGUCGCUGGUGGGCAACCCUGGUGCCUCGCAAGAAACUUUCCAGAAAGAAAGAGUAUUACGGUCCCGAGGGGUCCGGCCUCUGGCGCAUCAAGCGCGAGAAAGGCAAAUCGCCGCCGGAUGACAGUGCGUUAUCGCAGGAUGAAGUCGAGCUGACGCAUUUCCCCGGCUGGCCGGCAGGAACUCUGCACACGAGAGAGAGCAGGGACCAGAUGGUGUCACCGCAUGCGCGGAUCCAGAUCAAGGAAGAAGUGACUAUUACUUGGGCGUGA